Acytostelium subglobosum LB1 is the source of this 357-nucleotide messenger RNA. RefSeq lists its product as hypothetical. The transcript is spliced from 2 exons. The record is from RefSeq and is a predicted model, not a curated record. NCBI's taxonomy places the organism in Eukaryota, Evosea, Eumycetozoa, Acytosteliales, Acytosteliaceae. The annotation marks the transcript as partial.
AUAAACAUUAGAGAAAGAUUAAAUGCUAUCCUAAAUGGAGUCAAAGAAGGGAAAUACAUGGAGGAAUUUGAAAAGUACUAUCACAAGGAUGUUGUGAUGAUUGAUACCGGUGAUACAACCAACCGUGUUGGUAAAGAACAAAAUAGAAAGACUGAACAAACGUUCUAUGACAACUCUGUUCUCCAUGAAGUCAAGGUGAAUAAGAUUCUAGUAGAUGGAAACAACUCUGCCUAUGAGAUAUACAUGCACUUCACGAAUGGUGGUGUCAAUACCAAGUGGCUUGUUUGGUCCAUUCAAGAAUGGAAGGAUGGUUUGAUCAUUAAGGAAGAGUUUUGGAUCCCUGGCAAAAAAGUAAAU